Plodia interpunctella (Indianmeal moth) is the source of this 617-nucleotide messenger RNA. RefSeq lists its product as uncharacterized. Gene Ontology annotation, biological process: spliceosomal snRNP assembly; P-body assembly; mRNA splicing, via spliceosome. Bases 139 to 564 code for a protein of 141 amino acids. Gene Ontology annotation, molecular function: U6 snRNA binding. The record is from RefSeq and is a predicted model, not a curated record. Lineage: Eukaryota; Metazoa; Arthropoda; Insecta; Lepidoptera; Pyralidae. The transcript has a single exon. Gene Ontology annotation, cellular component: spliceosomal tri-snRNP complex; U6 snRNP; P-body.
UGACAUUGACAGCAAGUGCACAAUUCUUUUCUAACCUAAAAAUAAAAGUUGUUUGAGGUAAACAAAUUAUUAAGCGCAUAUUGAUUUCUUUUAUUUAUUUCUUAUUGGUAUCUGUAACUUCAAGUUCAAUAAAUCAAAAUGCUACCUCUAUCGCUACUACGUACAGCUCAGAACCAUCCAAUGCUUGUGGAAUUGAAAAAUGGUGAAACUUACAACGGUCACUUAGUCAGUUGCGAUAACUGGAUGAAUAUCAACCUUAGGGAAGUUAUUUGCACAUCAAGAGACGGCGAUAAGUUCUGGAGGAUGCCUGAAUGUUACAUCAGGGGUAGUACGAUAAAAUAUUUGAGGAUUCCUGACGAAGUUAUUGACAUGGUAAAGGAAGAGACGCAAGUCAAAGCAAGAGGUCGGAGCGAGGUUUCUAAAGGCCGAGGUGGUGGUCAAAAUAUGAGAUCGAGCCGAGGUGGUGCCAGAGGUGCGUUCGGAAACAGAGGUAGACCCGCGCCGUUAGCUAGGGGAGGCGGGAACACGGGACGACCACAGAAUAAAAAUAAUAAUAAAAAGUGAAUAUAGGCUAUUUCAGACUGUGUAUUUAAUAAAUUAAGUUCUUUGAUAAGCUA